Camelina sativa (false flax) is the source of this 1284-nucleotide messenger RNA. RefSeq names its product THO complex subunit 4C. Gene Ontology annotation, molecular function: mRNA binding. NCBI's taxonomy places the organism in Eukaryota, Viridiplantae, Streptophyta, Magnoliopsida, Brassicales, Brassicaceae. Gene Ontology annotation, biological process: mRNA export from nucleus. Gene Ontology annotation, cellular component: nucleus. The record is from RefSeq and is a predicted model, not a curated record.
CUGUAACCCGUAAAAAAAAAAAAAUCUCAUUCAUAGCUGUUUCCCCCCCUUCCUUCAUCAAAUUCUCAUAACCAAAACAAUCCCCAGAAAGCUUCGAUCUCACGAUCUGUCUUCUUCUCCUAAUCUGGUUUCGAAAUAGACCUUUGAAUUUAAAUUCGGAGUGAAGAUGUCGUCAGACGCAUUGAACAUGACGCUUGAUGAAAUUGUCAAGAGGAGUAAGAGUACAAGGUCUGCAGCUGCAAAGUCUGCAAAGUCUGGAGGAAAAGGGAUUUCCCAACGUGGACGUGGACGUGGUGGACCUGUAGGAGGUGGUGGAAGAGGAGCUGGACCUGUUCGUAGAGGUCCUCUUGCUGUUAAUUCUCGGCCGUCCAUAAACAAGCUUGCCCGCAGGAAGAGGAACUUGCCAUGGCAGAAUCAGAAUGAUUUGUAUGAAGAAAGCCUGAGAGCUGUUGGGGUACCAGUAGUGGAAGUUGGAACCACAGUUUAUAUUACCAACCUUGAUCAGGGAGUGACGAAUGAAGAUAUAAGGGAACUCUAUGCUGAGAUUGGAGAGCUGAAAAGAUAUGCAGUUCACUUUGACAGGAAUGGGCGUCCAAAUGGCUCGGCUGAAGUUGUAUAUAUGAGAAGAAGUGAUGCAAUGCUAGCUAUGAAGAAAUACAACAAUGUACUCUUGGAUGGAAGGCCCAUGAGACUGGAGAUUCUGGGUGGAAGUACUGAGGCUGCUCCUGUUGCUGCUCGGGUUAAUGUAACUGGAUUGAAUGGAAGGAUGAAGAGGAGUGUCUUCAUUGGACAAGGAGUUAGAGGUGGGAGAGUAGGAAGAGGAAGAGGUUCAGGUCCUUCUAUGAGACGCCCUGCAACCCAACAACAAAACCAACAGGGAGGUGGUCGAGGUGGGCUUCGUGGUAGAGGCAGAGGUGCCGGUGGUGGCAGAGGGAAUAAAAGCGGCCGAGGCGGAAAGAAGCAGGUGGAGAAGUCGGCUGCGGACCUUGACAAAGAUCUCGAAAGCUACCAUGCUGAAGCUAUGAACAUCAAUUAAGCAAAGCAAGACUUCACAUUUGUCUAUGUACUUUUGUGUUCUUUUGUUCUUGUCUCCUACUAAUACCUCAGAUGUGCUAAAAAGUCUGGUUUGGUUUGGUUUCGAUUAGGAUGCUUUGCUUUUGUUCUUCUCUUUUCUUGCUUCACUUUUACAGUUCCCUCCCUUUGGUUAUUGAAGUAAAAGAGAUUUAGUUUGUAAAUGAAAAAAGCUCUUACUUUAGUUAAUUCCAAUUGCUAAAUUGUACUUGA